AUGAAUAUCCGUUGCGCAAAGCCCGAAGACUUGAUGAACAUGCAGCAUUGCAAUUUGCUUUGCCUGCCGGAAAACUACCAGAUGAAGUACUAUUUCUACCACGGACUCACGUGGCCACAGCUCAGUUACGUGGCCGAGGAUGACAAGGGCAACAUCGUGGGGUACGUUUUGGCUAAAAUGGAAGAACCGGAGCCGUGCGAGGAGAGCACCCAUGGUCACAUCACUUCAUUGGCGGUGAAACGGUCCUACCGUCGGCUGGGGCUGGCUCAGAAGCUUAUGAAUCAGGCCUCGCAUGCGAUGGUGGAAUGUUUCAAUGCACAGUACGUUUCGCUGCACGUGCGCAAAUCGAACCGGGCAGCCCUGAAUCUGUACACCAAUUCGUUGGGUUUCCGAAUUCUGGAAAUCGAACCCAAAUACUAUGCCGACGGGGAGGAUGCCUACUCGAUGCGACGUGAUCUGGCCGAGCUGGCGGUGCUGUACGGUGCCGGACGGGAACUGCCACCGGAGAACAGCACCGACGGGGUGAUAGCGAAUCACAAGGGCGGAAACCAUGCCGGGCACGAUGGACAUUGCUGCUGAAAGGGGGAACGUUUUUUGAAUUCGAUAACGAAAUUGUGCACUUCAGUGUGGAGUCCGACACA
This is a messenger RNA of Ochlerotatus camptorhynchus, 641 nucleotides long. RefSeq names its product GNAT family N-acetyltransferase vnc (gene vnc). Gene Ontology annotation, biological process: N-terminal protein amino acid acetylation. Gene Ontology annotation, molecular function: protein-N-terminal-glutamate acetyltransferase activity; protein N-terminal-serine acetyltransferase activity. Lineage: Eukaryota; Metazoa; Arthropoda; Insecta; Diptera; Culicidae. The transcript has a single exon. Gene Ontology annotation, cellular component: NatA complex. Bases 1 to 579 code for a protein of 192 amino acids. The record is from RefSeq and is a predicted model, not a curated record.